GGAACUCCUUUGGCGCAUGCGCAGUGCCUGCUGAAGCAGGGAGUCAGGCGGCUCUGGGGCUGUGACACUGGUGGUGUAUUAGACAGUGUUUAAACCUGUGGCUGGAGCGGAUGCGUGUGUGUUCGGCGUGAACGCGAUGCUUCGGAGCCGGGCUCGGAGCGCCUCGUAGCGCAGUGCGGAAAAUAAACAAAAACAAGGAGGCGAACGAGAUUGUCCAAAGUGAGAGGAGCCUCUCUGGAAGUUUGGACGCAGCGCCAUCUUUGGUCCCAGUUCUCCAUCCGUGACCGUGGGCCUGGAUUUAAACACGAGCAUCUCGACCCACUGGGAUCGUUCACGCAGGGAUGGAGGAACUGCAGUCUCUGGACCCACGCAGACAGGAGCUGCUCGAGGCUCGGUUCAUGGGGGCAGUAAGUGGCAGCACCGGGGGCAGCACAGGCAGCACCAGUGGAGGAGCCAAGGGUUUGAUCAAUAAUGAAUGCUCCAACCACAGCUUUGGCAGUUUGGGAUCAUCAAGUGACAAGGAGUCUGAGAACUCCGAUCUAAAGCGAGGUGGCUCUCCGGCAUAUUCCACACCUGAGAAGAAGCACUCUGAGACGACUAGGAGGAAGAGAAAAGCCGACAACCAAUCAGAGAGCAACCAAGGCAAGUCUUCCGGCCGAGGAGCGAAGAUCAGCGAUUACUUCGACUUUCAUGCAGGAAACGGCUCCAGCCCUGUCAGAGGAAUGCCACCUGGUCUCCGUGCCCCUCACGGCUCUCAUUCUGCCCCCGGCUCUAUCGUGCGGCAGAACAGUUCCUCACCCACCAGCCUGUGUUUCAGCGAUCACAUGAUGCAGCCAAAGCAGCUCGGUAUCAGAAGUGUACAGACGGAUCUGACUUUGUUGAAGCUCGCUGCCCUUGAGAGCAAUAAAAAUCUGGAUCUGGAGAAGAAGGAGGGCAGAAUAGACGAUCUGCUCAGGGCUAACUGUGACCUACGGAGACAGAUAGAGGAACAGCAGAAGCUGCUGGAACGGUAUAAGGAGCGUCUGAACAAGUGCACCACCAUGAGCAAAAAGUUGCUGAUUGAGAAGAGCACCCAGGAGAAGCAGUCAUGUCGGGAGAAGAGCAUGCAGGAUCGUCUGCGGCUCGGUCACUUCACCACGGUGCGACACGGUGCUUCCUAUACAGAGCAGUGGACCGACGGCUACGCCUUCCAGAACCUGGUCAAGCAGCAGGAGUCGGUAAACCAGCAGAGAGAAGAAAUCGAAAGGCAGCGCAAGCUUCUCGCGAAACGCAAACCUCCCAACACCGCACCAUCUCAGAGCCCAGCGCCUUUCAACGAGUCCAAACCCAGGAAGACCAAAGCUGUGAACGGAGCGGACAGCGACCCCUUCGUCAAACCCAGCCUACCUACACUGUUGACUUUAGCAGAAUAUCACGAACAGGAAGAGAUCUUCAAACUCCGACUGGGCCAUCUGAAAAAGGAGGAAGCGGAGAUUCAGGCCGAGCUUGAGCGUUUGGAGCGAGUCAGGAAUCUGCACAUCCGUGAGCUGAAGAGGAUCAGUAAUGAGGACAGCUCCCAGUUUAAAGAUCACCCAACCCUCAACGACCGGUACCUGCUCCUGCACCUGCUGGGCCGAGGAGGCUUCAGCGAGGUUUAUAAGGCGUUUGACCUGUUCGAGCAACGUUACGCGGCAGUGAAGAUUCACCAGCUCAACAAGAACUGGAGAGAGGAGAAGAAGGAGAACUACCACAAACACGCCUGUCGAGAGUACCGAAUCCACAAGCAGCUGGACCAUCCCAGAAUAGUCAAACUGUACGACUACUUCUCCCUGGAUACAGACACGUUCUGCACAGUGUUGGAGUUCUGCGAGGGCAACGAUCUGGACUUCUAUUUGAAGCAGCACAAGCUGAUGUCUGAGAAAGAAGCUCGUUCUAUUGUCAUGCAGAUCGCCAACGCUCUCCGAUACCUCAACGAGAUCAAACCGCCAAUCAUUCACUACGACCUCAAACCAGGUAACAUCCUGCUGGUGGACGGUACUGCAUGCGGAGAAAUAAAAAUCACCGAUUUCGGCCUGUCGAAGAUCAUGGAUGACGAUAACUAUGGCGUGGAUGGUAUGGACCUGACUUCUCAGGGAGCAGGGACCUACUGGUAUUUACCCCCAGAGUGUUUUGUAGUUGGAAAAGAGCCACCAAAGAUCUCGAAUAAAGUGGACGUCUGGUCUGUGGGCGUCAUCUUCUUCCAGUGUCUCUAUGGACGCAAGCCGUUUGGCCAUAACCAGUCUCAGCAGGACAUCCUCCAGGAGAACACCAUCCUCAAAGCAACCGAGGUCCAGUUUCCUCCUAAACCUGUGGUCAGCAACGAAGCCAAGGCGUUUAUCCGGCGCUGUCUGGCUUACAGGAAGGAGGACCGUUACGACGUCCACCAGCUCUGUAGCGACUCGUACCUGCUCCCUCACAUCCGGAGAACCAACUCGUCUGGAAACCUGCAGGCCACACCCACUAGUCCCGCUUCCUCCUCCAUCAUCUCUUAUUGAUCUGUCCGGCUUGAAAAGUGAUUGACUUUUUGUUUGUUUUGAACGAUCGCCUGAUGCGAAGGUUUUUUUUUGGGGGGGCGGGUGUCUGCAGAGGGUUUUGCAGGUCAGGAUGUGGACUUGACACACACCAGGCUGCAGUUGCUGUGGUGAAAGUGCACUUGAUGGGAUGUUGAGCACAGUCGGGAGAGCAGGAAAAAACUUGAAUACUAGUUAUACACGAGUCUAUAGGAGGAGUGUGUGUGUGUGUGUGUGUGUGUGUGUGUGUGUGUGUGUGUCCUGGGGGCGGGCCUUACACUUUACAUUUUGAUGUUAUGUCUUUGUCUUAUAGCCACCAACUCUGUGUGUGUGUAGGACAGAAAGCAGGUCCAGGGUAUCUUCAAGUAGAUUAACUUUGUUUUCCCCUUUAACCAAUCACUGUCCUCUGAUGUCAUCAGUGUGCGCCAUUCGCCCAUUGGAUAUUUAUUUUAAUAAUGCACUCUGUUUACGGUCUGGUGUCUGAGAGCGUAUUACGGCGGUCCCCACAACGCACAUUUGCUCUGACGAGUACUGCAGGGAGCAAAACCACAAGUACAGGGUGGAUCUGGAUCUGAUUAAGCUGCUUGGAUUUCCAAUCUCCUACGCCUAAUCCUAAUCGUCACACUCUACAACUCGUUGAACACGUGUGCGCAGCCUGAAACACUCCUGUAGGAGGUCCGACUUCACCCUGUGUAUUCUUUUUCUUUCAUGUUAUUUAUUUAUUUAUUUUUUGUUAAGGGGUGCCUGUGUUCACCUCUCAAUCGUAGUGCUGUAAGGAAUAAUGACGAGAGCCUUUUCACACACUGCACUCGUAUGGGUUUGGGUUUUCCGUCACUAAACUGCGUGAAACAGUCAGUGUUUUAGUAUUUUGAUUCGUGGACUGUUUAACCUGCAGUUCCCUGCGCCGAGACCCCCGGAAAACCGGUACGCAGUGUAACAGCACUCACUAAACUCGAUCAGUUAGUCGACUGGGUGACUCGCGUAGAACGAGCUAGAAGGUGAAAGGAUGUGAAGACGAGGCCGAUUUUCUUCUCGUUUGUUUAGCAUCGGAUCAGUAAAGCGGUUCAGUGGCGUUAAUGUGCCGUCAGGACGCCCGGUUCGCACUCGCAGCAUCACUUCUUUUGUCGAGAAAACCGAUGAAGAAUUUAGAGAUUCUGUGUUUUCUAUCAUCAUGAGCGUUUCAGUACAGUUGUGUGUAAACGUGUGAUUUUGCAAACCCGAAAAAAAUGUUCACCAGAUGAAGCUAAUUUACAUAAGGCGACGCCCACAUAGUCCAUAAAAGGCGAUAGUGUACGCUGAAUGAUCGAGGGUUUAGUCUUUGUGCCAAAACACGUAACUACUAUUAUAUAAAAUGAAAAUACUAAGUGAGCACUGUUUAUUUUAUUAUAAUGGAAUGAUUUUGAUUUUAUCGACAGAGUUUCAUUCGUCUGAUCUUACGGGUGUGUUGGCUUUUUCUCCCCCCACUUUAUUUUUCAUUUGUUUAUUAUUGUUUAACGCCAUAUAAGACCGGAUUUCACAGAAUGUUCCUCGAAUUGCAGGUUUAGUCCCUCACUUAUUGAACAAGCAGGAGGGUGUGGUUUUAAUGUGUAAUCCACAUCCAUGCAAACGAUACGAUAAACACCGUGCGAUUCGAGUUCAUCAGCGUUCACACUGACGUGUGUGGAGCGAGUUUGGGCGUAAAUGUACUUCUGUUCCUUUCUCAGGCCUUGGAGACGUAUCCAGAUGUUUUCGGGUCCCCAGUAAACACACUCGCACGCUCAGGAUGAAAAAAUAGCGCAGCUUCAGCUGAAACACAAAGCGGAGGUACACUUUCGAUGACAUCAAAAGACACUGGUUGAAAAUCGUGUUUGAAAACGAAUCAUGGUCAAGGCGGGUCCAGGGUCUCGGUCUGACCGUCCCGUCCCGUCCUCUGCCACAAACCCGGAGCAAUGUCCACGUUGCUGCUACUCAGUGUUGCUUUUUAGGUAUCGGUUACACCUCUGGGGUUGUUGUGUUUUUGUUUUUCGGGAAGAAUACUGUACAAUUUAACAGAUGUCAUAUAUGGAAAAUUUAUUUGUCAGGAAUUUUGAAGCAUGUUGAUACAAUACCUUUUUGUCACGUGCGCACGCACGCGCGUGUGUGUGUGUGACAACGUUUAAGCUAACGGACAGAACGUGAGCCUGCCCCCAAAUCGCUGAUCGAUCCGUGUGACCAAGCAGGAGCUGGAUUCAGCAGUGCUAGGUCGGCUUUCUCCUCCUCCUCCUCCUUCCCUCUCUCCCAUCAUCCUUCCUCUCUCAGCCCUCCAUCUGUGACCUGUCUCUGAAAUGCUGCUGCCGUUGUAGGGAAUGUAGCCAAAAGAGAAAUAAAAAUUCCUAAAGCUAUUUUAAUA
Silurus meridionalis is the source of this 4896-nucleotide messenger RNA. It is a transcript of the gene tlk1b, whose product is annotated as tousled-like kinase 1b. Gene Ontology annotation, molecular function: ATP binding; protein serine/threonine kinase activity. Gene Ontology annotation, cellular component: nucleus. Gene Ontology annotation, biological process: intracellular signal transduction; peptidyl-serine phosphorylation; chromosome segregation. Bases 342 to 2513 code for a protein of 723 amino acids. The record is from RefSeq and is a predicted model, not a curated record. Lineage: Eukaryota; Metazoa; Chordata; Actinopteri; Siluriformes; Siluridae. The transcript has 23 exons.